Molecule: messenger RNA, 2067 nt
Organism: Penicillium malachiteum
Lineage: Eukaryota; Fungi; Ascomycota; Eurotiomycetes; Eurotiales; Aspergillaceae
Product: TolB family protein
Exons: 1
Coding region: 1-2067 (688 amino acids)
Source: RefSeq, a predicted model, not a curated record
AUGAGGCUUUCCUCCAUUAUUGCACCGCUCUUUUGCGGUCUUGCUGCGGCUGGGGCAUGCCCUUAUGCUGCGAAGGCUCAAACUGGUAGCGCCUGUCCAUAUGCAGGAAAGGCACGCUCUGAUGACUCGAGUUCGGGCUAUGUGCCCCGUGAUAUGCCAGUUGCAGACAAGAAGGGUGUGAUGCUGAUGAAUCGCAUUGCGCCGGGCGUUUCUAAGCUCUACGUUGCCGACGCCGACGGCUCCAAUUCACAACUGCUCCUUGGUAACGAGACUACCUUCGACUACCACGGCCAAUGGUCACCCGACGGCCAGUGGAUUGUCUUCACCAGUGAGCGUGCUGGUGAUGGUCAGUCUGAUCUGUACCGCGUUCGUCCCAAUGGCACAGACUUGCAAGCCAUCUCUACUACAGCCCAUGUUGAGGACGCUGGUUCGAUCUCCCCCAACGGUAGCCUUGUCGCCUUUGCUGGUACUCUGGGCAACCAUAAGAGCAACAUCUGGGUCAAGAACCUGGAGACCGGCGGACUGUGGAAUGUUACAAACACCACCGACAAUGCUGGUGACUGGACUCUUCCCGAUGGUCACUUCCGGCCAGCUUGGUCCCCUGAUGGCAACUGGUUGCUCUUUACAUCUGAUCGCAACACACCUUGGAGGGGUCACAAUAACAUUAGCGGUUGGGAACACGUGCAGGAGCUGUCCAUCUAUGCAGUUCGACCUGAUGGUAGCGGCUUCCACCGUGUUGCUAACAAGACUGGCUACUGCUUGGGAUCGCCAAAGUUCUCGCCUGAUGGCAGCCGUGUCGUCUUCUACGAGAUCGAAACCGAACUCACUUAUUACGCCCGUGUCGCGGAGUCUGCUUUCUACGAGGUCAACACCGCGAUUGUUUCAGUCGAUUUCGCCACAGGAACAGACCGCAUCGUGCACGCUUCAGCUGACUCUGGUGGUAUCAAGACUUUCCCUCAGUACAUUGACAACAGCACUAUUGGCUACCUGGUCAAGAGUCUUCUCACCAAUGAUACCUACCCUGGUUCUAUCAACUACACCUCAGCGAAAUCUGGUGGCACGGUCGAGUCCAAGUACUCAAGCAUCUCCUUGGUUGGCCGUUACCGUUCCCCGGCUUGGUCGCCCGAUGGUAGCAAGAUGAUCUAUGAGGAGGUUGAGUGGGACCCCGUCCGAUCCAUCGACAAGGAGCUCUACAGCUGGAACUCUGAGUGGGAGUACCGCUUCACUGAUGUAUUCCCUCAACUGUCCAAGAGUGGCCGAGUGGCCUACACAGGGCAGCAGACCCAGAACUCAUCACUGUUUCUCAUGAACCCUGAUGGCUCUAGCAAUACAGAGAUCUUCGAUGGAUCUCGAUUCCCAGGUCUCACUACUGCCACCAACACCAACGGCACAUUCCAGCCAUCGUGGCGCGGAGAUGGUGAAGUUCUAGCUGUUGGUCUCGGAGACUGGUUCGAGUACCGUUACUACAGCCCCGGCUGGGUCUACCUCGUCUCUGCCAAUGGUACCUGGACCAAGAAGAUUACCAAUGGUACUACGAACGCAGGUUUCCCAACCAUCUCCCCUGAUGGACGUUGGUUGGUCUGGCGUGAGUUUGACUAUGUGGCUACCGAACUUGAAGUAAAGCCAUUGGGUCUGCGACGCAUGGACCUCAAGACCGGUGAGGUUAAGGCCUUGACCUGGGAAUGGGAUAACACACCCAUGUUCGCGCCUGACGGAACCAACCGUCUUGUUUUCACACGUCGUACUAGCUGGCCCAUCUCUGGACCCCUUGACGACAACUACGAUGUUAUGACUAUGGAUGUUGAUGGCAGCAACCUCAAGCGACUGACCACUCUGGCCUGUAACGAUGCUCACGCUACCUGGACUGCCGAGGGAAAGAUUACCUGGGCAAGUAGCAUGUACGGUUUCCAGGAUGAGGCUAUUAUUUACGACAACAACCAACAGCCCUACCCCUUCAUCAUGGAGAUGGAGGCUGAUGGUUCCGACAUGACCAUUCUGACUGAGAGCAGAUGGGAGGACACCAUGCCUCUUUAUGUUCCCAACAGCAUUUGGUCUGCAGACAACUAA